Aedes albopictus (Asian tiger mosquito) is the source of this 804-nucleotide messenger RNA. RefSeq names its product probable ribosome biogenesis protein RLP24 (gene RpL24-like). Gene Ontology annotation, cellular component: nucleolus. The coding region runs from base 94 to 678 and encodes 194 amino acids. NCBI's taxonomy places the organism in Eukaryota, Metazoa, Arthropoda, Insecta, Diptera, Culicidae. The transcript has 2 exons. The record is from RefSeq and is a predicted model, not a curated record. Gene Ontology annotation, biological process: ribosomal large subunit biogenesis.
AGUUCCUUUAUUUAUUUACUGCACGCGUGUGCCAGUUCGGUGCUCCGCGAAAAAGGUAGUUUUUCGUAAAAUUCCGGCAGUAAACGGUCCAAAAUGAGGAUCGAAACGUGCUACUUCUGCUCCAGCAAGAUCUUCCCCGGUCACGGAAUGGUUUUUGUCCGGAAUGACUGCAAGGUUUUCAGAUUUUGCCGUUCGAAAUGCCGCCGGGCAUUCAACAAGAAGAAGAACCCGAGAAAGAUCCGCUGGACCAAGGCGUACCGCAAGACCAACGGCAAAGAGCUGACCAUCGAUCCGUCGUUCGAGUUCGAAAAGCGCCGCAACGUUCCGGUCAAAUACAACCGGGAACUGUGGUCCAAGACGAUCGACGCCAUCAAGAAGAUCACAGAAAUCAAGGAACGUCGCGAGAGGCAUUUCGUCAUGGAACGACUGCGGAAGGCACGGGACCACGAAAUCCACAACGACAUCGUGGACGUGCAGAAGAACAUCUCGCUGAUCCGGUCGCCGGCCGUCGGUCUGAAGGAGCGCCGUGCCAAGGAGGAAGCCCAGCAAUCGGCCCUGCUGAUGGACGUGGAAGACGAGGAAGAGGAGAUCGAAUACGUCGAUGCGCGCCAGUUGGAAAAACAGCUGGAGGAAUCCGCCGGUCAGCUGGAAGAGGACGCCGAGAUGAUGAGGGCGUAAGGUGGGACUGCGUGAAGCAGUUCGGGUGGAGACGUUUAGGUAUGUAAGGUACGGCGCGUUAAGUUUAGGUUUUCUUUAGAUACUCUAUAUUUAAAACAGUACGAAUGAAGAACUAUGCAGGAAAAA